Aedes aegypti (yellow fever mosquito) is the source of this 2288-nucleotide messenger RNA. RefSeq names its product mitoguardin (gene Miga). The record is from RefSeq and is a predicted model, not a curated record. Lineage: Eukaryota; Metazoa; Arthropoda; Insecta; Diptera; Culicidae. The transcript has 4 exons. Bases 467 to 1981 code for a protein of 504 amino acids. Gene Ontology annotation, biological process: mitochondrial fusion.
GAUUCAUGUUUUUCUUUCUGGCUGCCUGCUUUCGUAAGCGGCGAUCGAACUUUGCUGCGUGCGUGACAUCCAAAGAAGAGACGAUUACGCUUCUGACGUAAAAGUGGGACAAAUUUGAAGCUCCAAAAUCCACUUUGGUGGCCUUUGUGAGCGAUUAUUUUUGCUGAAAAGUGAAAGUUUCCAAGUGCUUCGGAGAGCGGAAGUGGAAGGUCAAGUUUUAAGAUUAGAAAAAAGCGAUUCCAAAGAUUGCGAGAUCCACAACUCGGAUGGUGUUUGAUAACCUCGAAAAGUGCGUCUGUUCCGUCGACGGGAUAUCGGAUCCGGAGGAAUGGACCGGAUCAAAUAGUCUCUCGAUUUGAAGUGCGACGUUUGUUAAGUGUUUGUGUUGGAUGUGUUCAAAAGUUUGUUUUGUGAGCAGACGGCGCAAAGUGUGAGAAAAAUAAGAAUAUCUGGGUCAGACUUGAAGAUGAGCGUUUCAAGGUUGCUUCCGUUCAAUUUGACGACGUCACAAAAGGUGAUCAUCGUUUCUGUAACUGCCGGUGUUGCCGUCCUCGGUGCGAUUGCCAGCUAUUUAGGACGCCGGAGAACUCCGAGGCCACAGCAGCGGAGACUACGGAAACCGGGUGGCAGAAAGACUCGAAACAGCGUGCGAAGUCCCAACGACAUUAUCUCCCUAGCGGGAUCGAAAGCUUCGGGUCGUUCCUACAGUCCUGGUGGUUCCAUUCAUGGCGUUUCGGAUCGAAUGUCGAUGGCUUCCGGCUCGCUGGCAGGAGGAGGUGCCGGAGCUAAUGCGGGAUCGAUCAUUGGGGCAACGACACCACUCACUCCGCAACAACUUGGAGUGAUGGGAAUGGAAGCGCUGGAAACGGUGAUCAGCUACUGGGAAGAUGCGUUAACAGAUCAGAACAACGUUGAUAUACCCUCGCGGAUCACUGCCGACCAGGAGGAAUUCUGCAGAGAACUGCAGAACUUGUUGGAUGCCGCGUACAAUCUGCAGGAGCAAGGCGAGCUGCUAUUCCUGGACGAACGAUCAGUGCUGUUUAGAGAUGACGAGAACAAAGCAGCAAAGGCUGGUGGAAGUCUCUCCAACGGCCACCGAUCCAGCUCGGAUCCUAACUUCGAUUCUGCCGAAAGCUUUGCGUCUGCGUUGGAUCAGGUUGCCGAUCUUCGAGAGUUCGAAGACUACGGUGAAGUCUUCUCCGACGUGGAGAACUAUCCCCUCUAUCAGAGUGCUCUGGAACUGUUGGACGAUCAACCCAUUCCCUGCCGAACUAUUCGAACCGAAAUGGUCGGCUGCAAUUCGGACGCGGAAUACUACGCCAAGCUCCAUUGCAUACGACUUGCCUUCCAGUUAUUAUUUAAGGAUCCAAAGAACUGCCGCUGGGUCGCGGAUACCGGCCGACAAGUGCUCACCGACCUGCUUUGCCUGGGCGAUAAGGACCCCAAGGACUUCCUCGUAGCCUACGAAUCCAUGCUGGAGUUCCUCCAGAACUCGGACAAUUGGCAGGACAUCGAGCUGGAACUGGAGUCCCGUAACGUCAAGGCCAUGACCUUCUACGACAUUGUGCUCGAUUUCAUCAUUCUGGAUGCAUUCCGCGAUCUGGACUCUCCGCCGAACAGUGUUCUCGCGGUCAUCCAGAACCGGUUCCUAUCGAAUAGCUUCAAGGAGACGGCUCUGACCACGGCAGUCUGGUCCGUGCUGAAAGCCAAGAAGCGUAUGCUGAAGUUCCCCAAUGGGUUCAUGUCGCACUUUUACAGUGUCACCGAGCAGCUAUCGCCGCUGAUGGUGUGGGGAUUCUUCGGACCGGACGAGGAUCUGAAGGAGGUUUGCAAAUACUUCAAAGAUCAGAUGAUCAGCUUCAUGGUGGACAUUUACAACUUCCAAAAGUGUCGCUACACCACUGUGGAAGAACUGGCCGAGGACAUUCUGACCAUCAUGAAGCUCAGGGUGAACAACAUAGGCGUCAAGUUCAAUCAGUAAGAAUUGAUAAAGCUAGGUACUGUAAAGAUCGGCUGAAUUGUGCUAUAGUUGCUAUCCGAGUGGUUCCGUUUUUUAAUCAAGUGUUUUGUUUGAUUCGUUUAGUCAACGAAAUCUUAAAUUUUGGUAAAUAGGUAGAUAUUUUACGAUAAAAACCAAUACGGCUUCACAAAGACAUAAUUGAGGAUUAAAUUUAUCUACUGGGUAGGGCGUUUGUAAUUUUUGUUGCUGUUCAGCUGCUUCGCAGUCUGUAGAUAACACUUAGUAAUAGAAACCUAGAGAGUAUAUAGGAUUUUUUGUUUAAAUCAUA